AUGGAAAAACGAGGAGAUUUGACAUUUGACAAGAUAUUUAACCAACGAUUGGGGUACUUGAUCUUCAAAGACUACUGCCUUAACUAUCAUGAAGAACCGGUUCCUCAAAUCCGCUUCUAUGAGGAGAUCAAGAAAUUGGAAAGCCUGGAAACCGAUGAAGAGCGGAUCACACUUGGCAAAGAAAUCUACGAUCAAUUCAUUAUGAAAGAUCUGCUCUCCCAAUCUCACCUCUACACUUGCCUCAUCAGUAUGCGAGAUGAAGUUGAAAUAGAAAUGGCAGAAUGUUGA
Messenger RNA from Hydatigera taeniaeformis, 288 nucleotides. The record is from the annotation of a GenBank genome assembly. NCBI's taxonomy places the organism in Eukaryota, Metazoa, Platyhelminthes, Cestoda, Cyclophyllidea, Taeniidae.